This is a messenger RNA of Protopolystoma xenopodis, 831 nucleotides long. The record is from the annotation of a GenBank genome assembly. Lineage: Eukaryota; Metazoa; Platyhelminthes; Monogenea; Polystomatidea; Polystomatidae.
AUGGAUAAAAAAUUUCCCUAUGUUGAGAAUGUGUCUGGAACUGCUGAAUGUUGCCGAGUCCUAUUUUUGCCCGAAAUUCAUGAUGAGGCCGCAAUGCGAAAUGAAAAGAACAGCAUUCUUCACUUGCCAGAAAUGAGCAAUGAGGCAGGCAACGUUGUGCAUGAGGAUGAAGAAACAAUCUGUGGACUUAAUGACUUGGAACAGGAUAUUAAAUCAGUUUUCACUGCAAAUGAAUGGCCAAUCAGUAUGACCAACAGUCAGUCCACUCCAGAGGUUCAUCAAUUGACACGCGAUCCAAGACGAAUAUGUUCUUAUAUGACGUCGGAGGAUGCUAUACCCAACUAUAGACCCAGCCAUAGCGUCGAAUCUACUGUAAAAAAUCACACUUGCCCAGAAGAAGAUAUCCUAACACAAUCGGUUGCAUGUAGUAGCGAAAUCCAGAUGCUUGAGGCGAAUAUGGAAGAGAAAUUGGCGAGUAAGAUAGAUGGCCGAAUGGACGAGGUAGAUCAAAAUCGUGUAGAAAGUUUGGAGGCUGGCGUUUCGGGAGAUGCUGAUGCAGAUCGCCAGCACUGGGGAAAAAAGGCAGACUUCUUGUUGUCUGUGAUCGGGUUUGCUGUGGAUCUGGCCAAUGUUUGGCGAUUUCCUUAUCUAUGCUACAAAAAUGGGGGAGGUAAGUGCUCCAGCCCGGAAAUCUUGUCAGUCUGUGAUAACAUAUAUAUAUAUAUAUAUAUAUGUUUAUAUAUAUAUAAUUGUAACUUAAUUUUCAUAAUAGUUAGAAAUAGAUUAAAAGGCAAAAAUUCUAAUUUAGUCCUUCUAAUGAAUGGUAUAUAA